AUGUACAAGGGAAAAUCAACAGCAACUAACAAAUCUGAUGAUGCAGAAAGCCGUCGACGUAUUAAUAUCCAACAGAUGCAAAAUGUUCUUCUAAUCUGGUUAGACAGUAACAUUGAUGAAACGAAUGAUGAUUGUCAAAAUACAAUCACAAAAUUACGACGCGCUGUUAACGAUGUCAAUACAUAUACAAAUGGUGAUCAAUGCCUUGAAUUCGUUCAAACCAUUGUCGACAAAAAAGUAUGUAUGAUUAUAUCUGGAUCACUUGGACAACAUUUUGUACCUCGUGUGCACAGUAUGUCUCAAAUUGAUUCAAUAUUUAUCUUUUGUAACAACCGAAAACAUCAUGAACAAUAG
Adineta steineri is the source of this 354-nucleotide messenger RNA. Lineage: Eukaryota; Metazoa; Rotifera; Eurotatoria; Adinetida; Adinetidae. The record is from the annotation of a GenBank genome assembly.